This is a messenger RNA of Temnothorax curvispinosus, 6651 nucleotides long. RefSeq names its product receptor-type tyrosine-protein phosphatase mu-like. Gene Ontology annotation, biological process: protein dephosphorylation. The transcript is spliced from 32 exons. NCBI's taxonomy places the organism in Eukaryota, Metazoa, Arthropoda, Insecta, Hymenoptera, Formicidae. Gene Ontology annotation, molecular function: protein tyrosine phosphatase activity; protein binding. Bases 636 to 6533 code for a protein of 1965 amino acids. The record is from RefSeq and is a predicted model, not a curated record.
UUCUUUUUGGGGUAUGAUAUGUAAACGUGCAAAUCAAGCUAUCUCACAAGUUAUUAAUUUUUAUUAAUUACUAUUUCAUUCACCUAUUGUAAUCUUUUAAUUGUGUAAUGUAGAACAGAUUAUUAGCAUUAUUAGAUUUAUUCUAGUUUAAUAUAAAAAUGAUGUAUAGACAUCCUGUGGAAUCGUUAUUUCCUGAUGCGUCAGGCGCUUUCGGUAGAUACGGAAUCUGUUAUCGCGGAUUUACUAGAAGGAAGUCGAGUUCCUUUCUACCAGUUAUUGCAUGUCGUCCGACAGACUAAACAGUGCAUACGAACACAAUACAAAAUGUUUCGACAAAAAUGUAAUUCUCUUAUUAUUUCAUCAUUUAAAUUGACUUGUAGUGACUGAAGUGCAAACUGUCUUCAAAUAAAGGAAAGUGAUUUGUUCACGCGGAUUAUUUUAUUUAAAUGUAUAGUGCAUUGCACGAUGGGCAGGACUGUAUCAUUAGAGCCCACUCGGUGAAAAUUUUGUUGAAGUGACACUAUAUGAAAUAACGUAAUUAAUUAGAUAUAUAAUAUUUAGUUUGUUAUGUUGUUUAAUCUACUUCCAUUUUGAUACUCGUUAGUCUUACGAAGAGCUGCAUAUUUUCAUUAACAAUGAAAAAAGCGUCAAUGAAUGCACUAAUUAUCUUCGCGUUCUUUAUCUUCGCGAGUCAGAUGUUGCAUAUUUUCGGAAAAGUUACCGUAUUGCGUGGAUCGUUAUUUUCGUACAAUCCCAGCAAAGUGAAAUUGAUAUGCCUCUCAGAGGAUGAUGGCGGAGCUCUUGUGUGGAACUACAAUUUAAUCUGGCAAUAUUAUAAUGCAGAAGAAAACGAUUUUAAGUUUCAGGAUUUAAAUAAAUUCAUAAAUAAUGAGAUAGAUUGCAAAAUGAACGCGAACGAAAAUUGCUUGGAGUCAUGGACUAAAAACAACUGGAGUUUUACAAAUUCUUUUAAAACACCUAUGGGUCCGGUAUUCGAUCAACGAUGGGAAGAAUUUAAACAAUAUAACACUCUUCAAGAUACCUAUAAUGAUGUAAAUUUUGAUUUAACUACCGAUGUAAAGGUCUCAUUUUCGGUUCGUGUAUCCCGCGAUGUACACAUAAUAAUUUGCAACGGCAAAAAUUAUAACAGAGAUCCUUGCUAUUGGAUUAUAAUAGGAGGUUGGGGCAACACAAAGUCCGUCAUACGAAAAUGUGUGAAGGGAGUGCCAAUACCUGGAGAAUAUCCCAAAAAAGGUUCAGAUUGCGUUAAAGCACUAGACUGCAUCGAGCACAUACCAUUGUCUGAAAGUGAAUGGAGAUCGUUUAUUAUUACAUGGAACUCUGCGAUGAGAAAAAUAAUUGUUUAUGAUACUGAUAAGAUUAUUAUGACUUAUACAGACGAGGAAAGAAAUAGCUUACACUCACAUAAUAAUUAUUACAUGUUCAUUAGAAGUCCCACAACGAUGUUAUAUCGAUUUCAUAUAUAUGACUUUCUGCAUACAACUGUCGAGAGUGCAGUCUUAACAAGUCCCGCCUUCCAAUUUAAUAACAAAAUGAUAUGCGUACAAUUGUUAGUUGGUCUCUGCAUCGAAUGCGAUGCACAUAUAGUGUUGCGUGAUUUCACUAACGAUAAAGAAUUGGUAAUGGUAAUAGUAAAAGGAACAUCGAGAACCAGGGUUCAUAAUUUACCUAUGUGGCAAUCUGUUAAAAUCACGACAAAUAUUUCAGCAACCGAUUAUAAUAGUUAUAAUAAGGUUAUAAUUCAACUGAUUCCUAAACUCAAUGAGCAAAGCUUGAAUCCGUUAUGGGCGAUAGCGAACGUUCGUGAAUGCCCCCAAAAUGAAGCUUUGAGAAAAGGUGCUAUGAUUACUAAUCAAGAUUGGUACGAUUCUCACUAUUUUUGGCCGAAUGUGACAUGUCAAAAAAUAUUUUAUCAUGAACGCACUGUUGUGAAUCCUUUAUCGCGCGUUAAACCGGAUAUAAAUCUAGAUGACGUAAAUUGUCCUGAAGGAAAAAUUGGACCGCAAUGUUUGUCUUCCUGUGAAUAUGACCUACAUAGUUACUAUGAUUGUCGAGAAACCGAAAUUUGUUACGAAAAUGGUUGUACGUGUGCUCCGGGUUACUCAGGAGAUACAUGUUCUAUACCUUGUGCAUCGCAUACGUAUGGUCAUGGCUGCAAAGAGACAUGCGGCUCAUGUCUUUACAAACAAUGUAAUAAAGUAACUGGAGUUUGUCCUAAUGGUUGCGACAUUGCUAGAGGAAUUUACAUACCACCUUUAUGUCAAACAAGCGUAGACAAACCUAAUGUAUCUACGAUCUUUACAAACGAGACGACCAUUUUGGCUACAGUCCCUAUAACAUGGAAGGACGAAUAUGAAAAAAUAUCGAUUUUAUAUUCUUUUUUCAUUCAAGAACAAAUAGAAUAUCAGCAAUCGUGGAACAAACUAUUUCGAAAUAUGACACAAUUGACAACUUAUUUUGAGAAUGUAAAACCUGGAACUACGUAUCAUGUCGGUAUCAGCUUAGAUAUUGCUGGUGUGCAAGUAUAUAGUGAUUGGCAAGUAGCCGAAACUAAGUGCAAUCCGGCUGAAAACUUUGAUGUAACUUCCGAAGAAAAUGGCAUGAUAAUUGACUGGCAAAUCAAUUCAAACCAAUUAUAUUCAUGUCCGGCAAAUUGGUAUUUGCUGAAAGUACGCAAUAUAGAAAUGAGUGAGAACAUACUUUAUAAAUCAGCUUCGUUUUUCCCAUAUAAAUUGCAAGAUUUGCCGUCAUACACUUCUUUUGAUGUGACCAUAUUUCAUAAUAAUAAAAAAUUAUUUUCGAAGGAAAUUCGUACACUUGAAGGUGUUCCAUCUAAUGUGGUAGAUCUGACAAAAAUGUUAUCAGCUAAUACAAAUCUCACUCUAAUUUGGAGGCCUCCAAAUAAACCGAACGGAGAAAUUGUUCAAUAUGAAAUAAUAUUGAAGGUUAUAGAAUACUACGGUUGUAAGGAUUUAAAAUUACCUACGCCGAAUAAUCACAUUAUUACAAAAUUUACAACAGAGCCAACGAUCACAAUUCCAGACUUACAUCCAUACACAUUGUAUAGUGCGCAGGUUAUAGUUCAUAACUCACGACAUUCCAGCGCAAUUGCAGAGACAAUCUUUAAUACAAUACAAUCUGAGAUACCAUCAGAAGUAUUUAGUCAGUUGAGAGUAGAAGGUUGGAACUUGUUAUGGCGUCCGCCCGAAGAUUGCACUACAAUUUCAGGACCAUUAAUAGCGAGAAUAAAAAUACACGGUAUUAGCAACGUUGUUCAAAACUACAACCUGACGAAGCAGACUCAAAACAGUAAACUCGAGUUAAAUCAAUUAAAUCCUUUUGAACGAUAUAUGGCAACAGUUUAUGUAAUAAGAAAGUAUGGGAGCAAAGAAAAUGCAUCCGCUUAUCAACAAUGCGAGUUUGAAACUCCGCCGGCAGCGCCGCCCAGAGUAACAAAUUUUGAGGUUGUCGAGAUUGAUACUCGUCAAACGCCUGCUAUGAUACACCUAAGAUGGCAAAGUCCACUUCCACCUCUCAAUGGAAUAUUGCGUAAUUAUGAUGUCCAGUUUUGUAACAAAAAUAGCCGGUAUUGCUCAGUUGUUCAAGUUCAAAUCAAUGAGUCUUGUGACUUGUGGGAUGAUUACAUAUGUAAAUUAUGUAAAAUUGUUAAAAAAUUUCCUGAAAUUAAGGUUGUAGCGUACAAUGUAAACGUUACGCAACCAGGCCUUGCAGUUUUCGCAACUGGCGAUAUGCUUCGUAAUACAACGCCGGACGCACCUGGGAAUUAUACAUUUACAGUCAACAAUAACAGCGUGGUUGAUUUAAAGUGGCUCCAUCCCUGGAAGACAGGUGGUCAUCUGAGGUGUUUUCGUAUACGGAUAAAAGAAACUUCCUCAAACCUGAAAAGGCGCAUUUCCCGAUCGUCCACUGAUGUAAUACUCGAAUACCCAGUGACACAAUACAUGCGUAACUAUACUAAACAAUUGUACUUAUUGUCGUCAACGCAAUACGUCAUCUAUAUUCAAGCUGUGACAGUUGAAUACAAGUCUAGCAGAGAAAAUUUUGUGGAAAUCCAUACGCCUUCAACCGCAGUCUUUGAAGGCGCUCUAAAAGUUAUGGUAGACAAAUUCGAUUCCACGAUUUUAUUAAAUAUACCGUCUGUCUUAAACGACACUCAAGACAGCACGAUGCACAUCAUUGUAAAGGGUCCUAAUCUCUGCGAGCAAUAUUCGGAAGUACCUGAGAAUCUGCGAGCGCUAGCAGGCGUGAAGAUGGACGAAAUCGCUUGGCAAGCUGCACAAGUUUCGACCAGAGAACUCGCUGGCAUGCGAUUUAGUAUCGGCGACAAUAAAAUUUACGGCAAUGUGAGGAAUUGUCCCUUAAAACCUGAAGAGUCUUAUGACAUAGCGAUUAUCGUAACCGAACAAAAUUCGUCUACCGCGCCAAUCAUUCUUACGAAAUCCGACAUCCCCGUCGGUGAGGUUCCGCCGAAACAUCACGAAUUGUGGAUCAUACCCAUUAUAUUAUUCCUCGUUGUGGCAGGCGCAGUUUAUUACCUGUAUCAAAGAAAAAGGGAAAAAUUGUCUAAGCAGCUAAUGCAAGACGAGAUGGUUUUGUCACAGAAUAUCGAGAACUACGAACAAGAAACAAAGUACGUGAUAUCGAAUUCAAAGCAAGAUUUGUCAACUCCUUCUGACAGACAAUCUCUAUCGCGGGCAACCACUCCGGAAGUGCUGCCGAUCGCCAUCGCGAAGAAUGACGAAAAGGGAGAAGAAAUAACAUCGCUAGUAAAGGUGAAAGAUUUCGAAGAUUAUGUAAGACAGACGAUACAAUCAGGAUUACUCGAUAAGCAGUACGAGACGUUCCCAAGAGGGCAAACUCGGCCAUGGGAUUAUGGGAAAUUGCCGCAGAAUAAAUCUAAGAAUCGAUACGGAAAUCUUAUUGCAUAUGACGAAACGCGCGUGGUAUUGAAGAAACUUCCGGAUGACGCUCACUCCGAUUACAUCAACGCUAAUUACAUCACCGGCUAUAAAAAGGAGAAACGUUACAUAGCGACACAAGGACCCAAACCCAACACCGUCAUCGAUUUCUGGCGCAUGAUUUGGCAGGAAAACGUUCUUAUUAUUUGCAUGUUGGCAAAUGUGAUCGAAAGUGGGAAAACAAAGUGCGAGCAAUAUUGGCCGGAUAUUGGCAAAAAGAAGAAAUACGGCGACAUUAUUGUGCUAAACGCGAAGCACAAUGUCUUCGCUGAUUAUUGCUUUAGAACUUUCAACGUCACUUGUGGAGAGGAAACACGAAAGAUAGAACAUCUACAUUAUACUGCUUGGCCGGACCAUGGCGUGCCGUUAUACACGCACUCCGUAGUCACAUACUUGAAGAAACUGUUGGCGACACCACCUGGAAACGGACCCGUGGUGGUCCAUUGCAGUGCUGGCGUUGGAAGAACCGGGACUAUUAUUUUGUGUGACAUUUGCCUCCAUCGAGCAGCGGCAGAGGGGGUGGUCGAUGUUUUUGCCGAAACGGCGUCUAUUAGAAACGAAAGAGCUAAUAUGGUGGAUAAUAAACAGCAAUAUCUGCUAGCGCAUUUGGCAUUAGUGGAAUGUUUGCUUUCGGUUCCAACCACAUUGCCGUGUAACGAGACGUUGCUGACACGAAUCAAAGAGUUAAAGAAACAUUUACCUGUUCAACAGCAAAGAUUACAGAACACUGCGUGGCAAGACGAAGCCUUGCGACCAGUCACGUCUCCACCGUCGUUGUCGGAGCGUAAUCGAGCCAAAAACAGAUUUCCGGAAUUAAUUUCAGAUAAGGUCAGCAGAAUAUAUUUAAAGAGAUACCCGACAUCGGACGAGGACAGCGAUUAUCUAUCUGCCGUUUACGUAGACGGAGUAAAACUUCAGAAUCAGUAUCUAGCCACGCAGCUUCCCAUGCCAUCUACGAUUAAUGAUUUCUGGCGGAUGAUUGCCGAGUUCAAAGUUGAACUUAUUCUCAUGCUGCAGCCGCCUGAUUUUCAGGAUUCUACUUGCUGCGCCAUCGCUCCCGCAAGCGGCGAGUUUAAACCAAUCCCAUAUUUGAAUAUCACAGUGAAGGAAGCUGUGGAGUUGGAAUACUAUACGUCACAAAAAUUGUUGCUCGUUGAUAAUUCGGAGAAACCUUCGAGAGAUCAAUCUGUUACUAUCUUGUGUUUGACGGAGUGGAAACCUGGAAGGGAUCAACCACCACCGCCGGUUAUGACGAUGGUGACCUUUUGGCAAGCUGCGGAGAGAAUUGCUAGAGGCGAUGGGCCCACUGUCACGCUUUGCCAUGAUGGAGUAACUGGAUGUGGUCUUUAUCUGGCACUGAGUUUUCUGUUGGAACGAAUGGCCGUCGAAAGAGAAUGCGAUGUUUGUUUGGCGGUGCGAGCUGUUAGACGAUCGAGAUCAGAUUUUGUUCGUUCUCUGGAACAUCUGGAAUAUCUAUACGAUGCUGCAGUUACAUAUUUGGAGUACUUUGAAACCUAUGCGAAUUUUUCGUAAAAUAAAAGUAAGUUAUCAAGAUAAAAUAAUGCAGCAGCGUUACAUUGUAGUAGAAAGUCGAAUGCAGUUAAUAUUUAUAGCUAUAUAUUAUUAAAUACUGAUAUAUGUGUAUUAAAUA